AAAGGAAUAGUAAGAAGCGCCUAACUAAGGAUAUGACAAAAUGAAUACUACCGAAAAUGAGAUUCAAAUACAUGGAAACACUACUAGCAUUACUGUCAACGAGCAAACCUGUCGGGUUUGUUUGGAGGCUCACGAAUCAGCUUUGAGCCUUCACGAUGAAAUUGAGUUUAAUGAUCUAAAUGUGGAGCUGUGGGAGUUACUAGAAAAUGUAUCCAAUGUGAAGUGCGAUUGGAAUGACCCUAACCUACCCUCACACCUAUGCCAGAGCUGUACGCGUCGUCUGAUCAGUGCCUACGAGUUUAUUCGUGAGGUUAUAAGGUCCAAUCAGACACUGCUGGAAUUAUGUAGUGUUCAGGAUACGGAUCAGCAGACCAAAUAUCCGCAAAUCAGUGAGUUUACAGAAUUGGCGAACCAUGAAGAAGAAGAACUACUGCAAUUGGAAGAAUGUGGAUCCGUCAUUGAGCUGCAAGAGGUGGAACUGGCCGCUGACGAUCCGUCCCUAAAGGAGGAUCUAUGCGAAGUCACUCCAUAUGCAGCUCAAUCAUAUGAAGGCUCUGAAGAACAGAAAUGUGACGAACAGAAAAAUGAGGCGCCAUCUCAUGCCGAAGUGCCAUCUGAAGAGUUGUCCCAUAGUGAGAUUGACCUCACUGAAAUGAUCACAGAACUGGUGCCGGAAGUGUGUGAUGCUGACGUUAUUGAUGGUGCAGAUAAUGAUUCAGGAAACAAGAAACGUAGUUCGUACCUAGGAAUGCGACUGGCACAGUCGCAGAAUUUUAUGUACAAAUGCGAGAGUUGUCCUCGCAUUUUUGCUAAGAACGCGUCCCUGGAACGUCACUUUGCAACGGCUCACAGCCAAGCGGCAGAUGUAGCCGCCCAGGAAUUGGCUAAGGAGCACAGCAGCAGCGGUGAGUUGAUCUGUGAGCAUUGUCCGCGCAUUUUCAAGCGCCAGGAUACAUUGCGGCGACACAUGAUUGCCUUUCAUCCGGACGUGGUGGCCGCCAGCGGUGGUUCAGAAGAUGCCAUAGUUAGCGCGACACCAAAGCGUACUGCAAAGAGGCGCGAAUGUCCCCACUGUGGCGUUAGCUUUCCCGUUUCCAGUCUGACCAUACAUAUACGGCGCCACACCGGCGAGAAUCCAUACAAGUGCGACCAGUGCGAGAAGGCCUUCCCUCGCAGUCAGGACCUCAGUCUGCACAAGCGUCAGCAUACCGGGGAGCGACCCAGCGAGUGCAAAAUAUGCGCCAAGAAGUUCAUCUCGCAGAACAAGCUGGCGCGGCACAUGCGCCUGCACACUGGUCAUCGACCGUACGCCUGCGACAAGUGUGACAAGAGCUUUGUGCAGUCCAACGACCUGAAGAUCCACAUGCGACGGCACACGGGUGAGCGGCCCUACGCGUGCAACGUUUGUGGCAAGAGCUUUGUUUGCGGUUCUUUGCUGAACAUCCAUCGGAACCAAAAGCGACACUUUGAGAGUGCAACAGAAGGCAACGGUACCUUGGAGUCUGAUCCCUAUGAGAAUAGUCGAGUGAACAAGCGUCGGGCCGAGGACAUUGAACGAAUGCGACUACAGCGCGAGAGCGAGACUCAGCCAUCUACUGUCCGGCCCUACACUUGUGGCGUCUGCGGAGAAAACUUCAAUAUUGGGGCUCUACUCACGAGACAUCGCAACAAAAUGGGCCACUAUGAGGUCGGCAAGGUAAACUAUGGCGAUCCCUACGAACGAAGAAUCAGGAAGCAGCAGCAACAACAUCGACUGAGAUCGUAAGCCGUC
Messenger RNA from Drosophila arizonae, 1771 nucleotides. RefSeq lists its product as uncharacterized. The record is from RefSeq and is a predicted model, not a curated record. NCBI's taxonomy places the organism in Eukaryota, Metazoa, Arthropoda, Insecta, Diptera, Drosophilidae. Gene Ontology annotation, biological process: regulation of transcription by RNA polymerase II. Gene Ontology annotation, cellular component: nucleus. Gene Ontology annotation, molecular function: DNA-binding transcription factor activity, RNA polymerase II-specific; zinc ion binding; sequence-specific DNA binding.